UACGGGUGUUUUAAAAAGAGGCAAUGUGGCCUAGUCAGUAAUUUUUUGUUCCCAGAGAUUGAACGGUGUGAGUUUCGAUGUUUUACUGCUAUUGACAGCUUUAUAAUACCAAGAAGGAAGGUCAUAAGAACUCCAUGGUUUUGUCAAGAUGCCGAUAUCUGAUCUGAUUUCUUCACUUGGCGAUAAUCCGUAUUUUUCAGCCGGCUUUGGGCUAGUGGGAGUGGGUACUGGCCUCGCACUUCUGAGAAAAGGAUCACAGUUUGGCAUGAUAUUUUUUCGUCGCCGUUGCAUGAUAACUUUAGAGGUACCAAGCAAAGACAAAAGCUAUCAAUGGAUGCUGCACUGGAUCACGAAUCGCGCCUGCAAAACGCAACAUCUGAGUGUGCAAACCAGUUACCAUCAAAAUGAAACAGGGAAGAUUAAAACGACAUUUGACUUUGCACCAAGCCCUGGUACCCAUUUCUUUUGGUACAAGAAAAACUGGGUCAAAGUAGAAAGGAAUCGAGAAAAAGGAAUGGUGGACUUACAUAGCGGGGCACCUUGGGAAACAGUAACAUUAACAUCUCUUGGUAGAAAUAAGGAAAUAUUUUAUGAUAUGCUUGAUGAGGCGAAAAGUUUGGCAUUAUCACAACAGGAAGGAAAAACAAUUAUGUACGUGCCAAUGGGAGCUGAGUGGAGGCAGUUUGGCUUUCCUAGAAGACAGAGACCAUUAAAUUCAGUCAUUUUGGAUGAUGGACUUGCUGAGAAAAUUUUAGAUGAUGUAAAAGAUUUUAUUGCAAAUUCAAAAUGGUAUACAGAUAGAGGAAUUCCUUAUAGGAGAGGCUAUUUACUUUAUGGGCCACCAGGAUGUGGUAAAAGUAGUUUUAUUCAAGCACUUGCUGGUGAACUUCAAUAUAGUAUCUGUGUAAUGAACCUUGGAGAGCGAGGUCUUAGUGAUGACAGACUCAAUCACUUAUUGAGUGUGGCCCCUCAACAAAGCAUUAUAUUAUUGGAAGAUAUAGAUGCAGCAUUUAGCAAAAGAGAAGAGGAGUCAAAGAGAAUGGAGACUACUGGCUAUUAUGCAAACCAAGUAACGUUCAGCGGCCUACUGAACUGUCUAGAUGGCGUAGUUUCGACAGAAGAGCGAAUAGUUUUUAUGACAACAAACUUCUUAGAUCGAUUAGAUAAAGCAUUGGUUCGCCCUGGUCGUGUUGACGUGAAAAUGAAGAUCGACUACGCUUCGCCGUCGCAAAUUUGCCGUACUUACGAACGAUUCUACCCUGAAGCAAACGCGCUGAAAGCGAGACAAUUUAGCGAAACUAUCGUAAAAAGUAGUCGCAACUAUAGUAUGGCGCAACUUCAAGGACAUUUUCUACUUUACAAGGAUGACCCAGAGGGCGCAUUGAAUAAUGUUGAUCAAAUUUUUGAAACUUGAUUUUUAGUGCUAGAUUUUGAGAAGCGAAUGAAUCAGAUUUGUUUCUGUUUUUCAGCAGA
Rhopilema esculentum is the source of this 1473-nucleotide messenger RNA. Its product is annotated as mitochondrial chaperone BCS1. Lineage: Eukaryota; Metazoa; Cnidaria; Scyphozoa; Rhizostomeae; Rhizostomatidae. The record is from RefSeq and is a predicted model, not a curated record. Gene Ontology annotation, molecular function: ATP hydrolysis activity; ATP binding.